AUGAGGAAGCUCGCCGACCUCAUCAUGCCGCGGUGCGCUGACUGCGACGACGAGAAGCGCAAGAUCAAGGUGUGCGUGAAAGUUGCUGACCUCACGAACCUGCUCUGCGACGUGGCGGACUCUGCGGGCGACGGCCAGCCUACCGCUCCAGCACCGAUCAGCAAGGCGGAUGCGCUUGCCUGGCACGUUCAGUGCGCUGCCGACCUGGUGAAGGCCUUUCCAGAGAACGCCGAGACAGGCAACUUGAAGCUGGCUGUGGACAAGGCGAAGGAUAAGCUCUCCGAGAUGUUGGGGGGCGAGCUGGGCCAGGUCAAAGAGAUGCCGGCGAAGGCGGCGGGCUCCGUCCAGCAGCAGCUCAGCGCCAACGAGAUGCUGAAGGUCUGGCCAGAGGGCUUCACGGCAUCAUCUUGGAAGGAGUUCGCGGGGUUCGCGACGCCGAUCUUCGCUGAUCUGCAGGGCGACGCCCUCACCAAGAGCCUGUCGGACAUGUGCGUUGCCAUGAACAGGGCGAGCGUGCCCCAGUCGCAGUGGCAGGGCUUCAUGACGCCAGAGCAGCUGCUAGAGCUCACGGAUGCCAAGGCCAUCUUCGGGAAGGGCCACUGCGCGAAGUUGGAGGGCUUCUGUCUGCACCUCCUCGUGGACUCAUACGCCAAUCCAAUAAGCAUCAGGAAGCGCUUCGCCAGCGCCAUGCGCGAGUCGCAGGAGGAGCUCGCAGGUGGCAUCGAGGGCUUCAAGAUGACGAGCAGCCUCCUGCACCCGAUGAUCCAGAAACAGCUCGAGCAGAAGUCGGGCUUCAGUGGCGCUGCCAGCGGCGGCGCCAAGGCGAAGGCCAAGGAGUUCUGGUCCAAGAGCAUCACGGCGCAGAAGCUGGGCAGAUGGAUCCCGUAUUUCAGGGCGUGGGUGCUCAAUGCGAAUGCCAAGGCCAUCAUCUCAUGCCACUUCCACCACGACCUCAUCGGUCUCGUCCUCUCCACCCUGCUCGAGGCGAUGAUGGAGUUCGAGGGAGGGGCCCACCCAGUAGGUGUGGCCCCACGCGCGCCCGUGGAGAAGAAGCUAGCGGAGGAGGUCGGGAUGAGGGGCAAGCUGUAGGUAGCUCCAGUAGAUUCGACACAUACAUAGACUUAGAAAUUGUUGAUGAG
Molecule: messenger RNA, 1139 nt
Organism: Prorocentrum cordatum
Lineage: Eukaryota; Dinophyceae; Prorocentrales; Prorocentraceae
Source: the annotation of a GenBank genome assembly